Molecule: messenger RNA, 1861 nt
Organism: Erigeron canadensis
Lineage: Eukaryota; Viridiplantae; Streptophyta; Magnoliopsida; Asterales; Asteraceae
Product: nucleolar protein 56-like
Exons: 8
Coding region: 94-1734 (546 amino acids)
Cellular component (GO): small-subunit processome; box C/D methylation guide snoRNP complex
Molecular function (GO): snoRNA binding
Source: RefSeq, a predicted model, not a curated record
AUACGAGAAGAAUAAAAAAACACCACUUUUUUGCAACAAAAUAGGAAAAAGAAAAAGAAAAACUGGUGGAGGCUACUGGAGGUGGUGUGUCGAAUGGCGCUAUAUCUUCUAUACGAGUCAGCAUCUGGUUACGGGCUGUUUUUAGCUCAUGGCUUAGAUGAAAUCGGACAGAACACGGAGGCUGUUCGCAACUCAGUCGUCGAUCUUAAUCGCUUCGGCAAAGUUGUUAAACUCGAUGCUUUUACUCCUUUUGAGUCUGCCCUCGAUGCUCUCAAUCAAUGCAAUGCUGUCUCUGAAGGGCAAAUGACGGAUGAGUUGAGGACCUUUUUGGAGCUUAAUCUCCCCAAAGUUAAGGAAGGUAAGAAGCCUAAGUUCAGUUUAGGAGUAGCGGAUCCAAAAAUCGGAUCACAUAUAUAUGAACAAACCAAGAUCCCGUGUCAAAGCAAUGACUUUGUUCUUGAGCUCAUACGUGGGGUUCGUUUGCAUUUUGAUAGCUUCAUCAACAAUCUCAAGCCCGGUGACUUAGAAAGAGCCCAACUUGGUCUCGGUCACAGUUACAGUAGAGCUAAGGUCAAAUUCAAUGUCAACCGUGUAGAUAACAUGGUCAUUCAAGCAAUCUUUCUUCUUGAUACCCUUGAUAAGGAUGUCAAUUCGUUUUCCAUGAGAGUCAGGGAGUGGUACUCAUGGCAUUUUCCGGAGUUGGUUAAGAUUGUAAAUGACAACUAUUUAUAUGCUAAAGCUGCAAAGUAUAUUGAGGACAAGUCAGAGUUAUCUGAAGAUAAGUUAUCCGGGCUGAUAGAUAUUAUUGGGGAUGAAGAUAAAGCGAGGGAAGUGAUAGAAGCUGCCAAAGCAUCCAUGGGUCAGGAUUUGUCACCACUUGACUUGAUCAAUGUCAAGAUGUUUGCACAGAAAGUGAUGGAUCUUGCUGAGUACAGGAAGAAGCUUUAUGAUUAUCUUGUUUCUAAAAUGAGUGAUAUAGCACCUAAUUUGGCUGCACUAAUCGGUGAAGUUGUUGGUGCUCGUUUGAUAUCCCAUGCUGGUAGCCUUACAAAUCUUGCCAAGUGCCCUUCUUCUACCCUUCAAAUCCUUGGUGCUGAGAAGGCACUUUUUAGGGCUUUGAAAACCAAAGGGAACACACCAAAGUAUGGUCUUAUUUUCCAUUCGUCCUUUAUUGGUCGUGCAUCUGCUAAAAACAAAGGUCGGAUGGCUCGUUAUCUAGCCAACAAGUGCUCCAUUGCUUCUAGAAUCGAUUGCUUCUCAGAGACAAGUACCACUUCUUUUGGAGAUAAACUGCGUGAACAAGUUGAAGAGCGCCUUGAUUUUUAUGACAAGGGCGUUGCACCUCGUAAAAACAUUGAUGUCAUGAGAGCUGCUAUGGAAAGUGUUGCAAAUCAUGAUAAAGAAAUGGAUGUGGAUGAAUCUUCUGAACUACCAUCAAAGAAAAGCAAGAAAAAGAAAUCCAAAGGCAAGUCUGCAGAAGAUGAAGUAUCGCCCAAGGAUCAAGAAAAUACCGUUGCAGAUGCAGAGCCAAAAUCCGAGAAAAAGAAAAAAAAGAAACGAUCACUUGAAGAGACGGAACCUAUUAAGAAUGGCAAAGAAAACAGUGUUGGUGCAGAUGAUGACACAGAAACCAAGAAAAAGAAGAAGAAAAAGAGCAAAGAUGUUGAAACAGUGGAAGUUGUUCCUGUUGCUGGUGAAAAAAAGAAGAAAAAGAAGAAGAAAUCUGCAGAGUAAGGUUGUGAUUGAUGAUGUACAUGUUUUGAAACCUCUAAUCUUGAUGUGUUACCUUGACUUGAACUAUCAUCAAAGAAAAUCGGCAAAGAUGUUUUGUAACCUUGCAUCAGAUCUUUUUCCAUGUCAA